AACGACGUCAGCGUCAGGUCUGCAGAGCGCAAGCACAGACACGGAGACCAUCGCCAUCUCGGCAACCACUCCAGCAGACAGUCGCUCAUAAUCGGCAUUCCGGAAACAAUCCAUUCAUCCACAUCGCCUGCCAUCGUCUCCCGCUCGCAGAGGCAAACAAAGCCAGAGCAGCCAUGGAGACGCUCAGGGCGAUGUUCACCAAGCCCGAUCCUCAGGCUCAGUACCGAAAAUGCAACGCCAUCAUCCGCAGCAACAUGCGCAAGCUCGACCGGGACAUCGCGCAGCUCAAGGCGGCCGAGACGAAGACCAAGAACCUGAUCGUGGCGGCGCACCGGCGGGCGCAGCGGGCGGGCCCCGGCGACGCGGGGCGGCGGCGGCAGGCGGAGCGCGAGGUGCGCGACUUCGCGCGCGAGCUGCUGCGCACGCGGCGGGCGGGCGCGCGGCUGGUGACGGGCCGCGCCCAGCUGGCCAGCGUGCAGAUGCAGGUCAGCGAGGCCUGGGCGCUGCGGCGCAUCGAGGGCAGCAUCAAGGCCAGCGUGGGCAUCAUGCGCGACGUCAACGCGCUGGUGCGCCUGCCCGAGCUGGCGCAGACGAUGCGGGAGCUUAGCCAGGAGCUGAUGAAGGCCGGCAUCAUCGAGGAGAUGGUGGGCGAGGUGCUGCCGGCCGAGGUGGAGGAGGAGGAAGAGGAGGAGGCCGAGGGGGAGGUGGAUAAGGUGCUGGGGGAGAUUCUGAAGGAUCGGAUGGAGACGGCGGGGCCGUUGCCCAGCGCGCCACUGUCGCAGCGGCCGGCGCAGGUGCCGGCGCAGCAGCAGCCGCAGCAGGUGGAGGAGGAGGACGAGGAGGAUACCGAGGCCAUGAUGGAUCAGAUGAGGAAUCGGCUGGAGGCGCUGAGGAGUUGAUUCCAACGCGGGUUAUAUCUGCGUUGGUGGCGUGAGAGACUUGGGUGGCUGCGGAGCGGGAGUGUCCGCUGGGAAUGACGGCGUUUGGCGGCGUUAGGGUGUCACUUGUUGGGGAAGCUUUUCUACGGAUACAUGCUUGGUGACUGAUGUGCGGUUUCCAGAACUUCUCCGGCAGGCUUGGUGUCCGCCAGUGAAGGCUUAGAUGUAGGGGGAUACAAACUCUGAUGCUUGUAGAGAGCUGAUACUGUUUUCUUAGGUCUCAUCCUGUGUUCUGCAAUUAAAGGUCUUUAAAGGUGUUGCCAA
Messenger RNA from Thermothielavioides terrestris NRRL 8126, 1202 nucleotides. RefSeq lists its product as uncharacterized. The record is from RefSeq and is a predicted model, not a curated record. The coding region runs from base 174 to 899 and encodes 241 amino acids. The transcript has 2 exons. Lineage: Eukaryota; Fungi; Ascomycota; Sordariomycetes; Sordariales; Chaetomiaceae. Gene Ontology annotation, biological process: late endosome to vacuole transport; endosome transport via multivesicular body sorting pathway; protein transport. Gene Ontology annotation, cellular component: multivesicular body; ESCRT III complex.